AUGAGCGUAGUACGCCCUACGAGGUGCCUCCUCUCCGGCAGGCUUGCUGCUACGGCCAAACCACCACCGUCGCGAUGUCGCGCCCAAUUCCACAGCUCGGCGCGACUCGCCGGCAAGCGCAAACCCCGAUUCAAGAGCAUCCGAGCCGAGGAGAUGGGCCUCACGACGCCGGAGAAGGUUGUUGAGUUCUCCAAAGAGACCUUCCCCCAGUACAGCCCACAAGAGAUGGAGAUUCUCAGGAAAAAGUACACGCCCGAUCAGAUAGCUGCGCUCGAGGCGGGCGAGGCAGCUAUAGACCCGAAAGACCUCACCAUACAGGGCCGGGUGCGGCGAGACACCUACAGGGUGCCGUACCUCGACGACUUCAGCAAGAUCUACCCCAUCAUCGACAAGCGACCCAAGUCAGGUGCCCCCCCACACCCGAACGCCAGGUUCAUGACCGACGAAGAGGACAUCGAAGACUUAACCACGCGCCUCGAGAAACUAAUACCGAAGGACGUCAACUUCGACGGCAUGAGCGCCGAGGAGAUAGAAAAAAUAUUGCGAGAGCGAGUCGACCUCGACAUGGAGGAGGCCAAGUAUUUCUUGCAGCCGGAAACGCUGACGCCGACCAACGGACCUACCGCGUCAGCUGUGGCCCCGCUGCUGGGCAAAAAGCUCAAGGGUGUGGCGGGACUCUACAAGCCGCCGAUCGACCCGGCGGACGGCGGCAAGGAUGACCAGGGCAUAUACCAAGAUCUCAAGAGGCGAACGGGCCUGAGCGUGAGCAACAUCCUGGACCUCUCCACCAAGGUCCUCGUGACGCGUUACGUCCACAACCAGACGCGUCUAGGCAAGAUCAUAACCGCAUCGGUCCUAGCGAUUGCGGGGAAUAAGAACGGCCGGCUAGGCAUCGGCGAGGCGAAGUCGGUCGAAUACUCGGUGGCCGUGCAGAAGGCGAAGCUGCUCGCCAUCCGGAACAUGCGGCCGAUCCGCAGAUACGAAGACAGGACCGUCUACGGCAUGGUGAGGGCCAAAGUUGGCGCGACCAUCGUGCAGAUCGACGCCCGGCCGCCUGGCUUUGGUCUUCGUGCGUCCCAUCGACUCUUCGAGAUCUUUCGCGCCGUGGGUAUCCACGACAUCGCGGCCAAGAUGCCGAGGGGCCGGAACCCGAUGAACUCGGUCAAGGCCUGCUUCCUAGCGCUGGUGGGCCAGCAGGACCCCGAGGCGCUCGCCAUCGGCAGGGGCAAGAAGCUGGUGGACGUGCGCAAGGUGUACUACGGCGGCAAUGUGUACUAG
This is a messenger RNA of Durotheca rogersii, 1278 nucleotides long. RefSeq lists its product as uncharacterized. Gene Ontology annotation, biological process: translation. The record is from RefSeq and is a predicted model, not a curated record. Lineage: Eukaryota; Fungi; Ascomycota; Sordariomycetes; Xylariales; Xylariaceae. Gene Ontology annotation, cellular component: ribosome. The transcript is spliced from 2 exons. Gene Ontology annotation, molecular function: structural constituent of ribosome; RNA binding. Bases 1 to 1278 code for a protein of 425 amino acids.